Ficedula albicollis (Collared flycatcher) is the source of this 1475-nucleotide messenger RNA. Its product is annotated as ribosome-binding protein 1-like. The coding region runs from base 125 to 1156 and encodes 343 amino acids. NCBI's taxonomy places the organism in Eukaryota, Metazoa, Chordata, Aves, Passeriformes, Muscicapidae. The transcript is spliced from 2 exons. The record is from RefSeq and is a predicted model, not a curated record.
GGGACAUGGGGCAAAAGGGACACAGUGCCCAUGGAAAAGGGACAUGGAGGAAAAAGGGAAAUGGAGCUAAAGAAAGGGACACAGUGCCCACGGAAAGGGACACAGUGCCCACGGAAAGGGGGACAUGGUGCAAAAGGGAACGUGGAGCAAAAGGGACAUGGCAUCCACAGAAAGGAAACAUGGAAAAAAAAGGACAGAGGAAAAGGGACACGGUGCCCAUGGAAAAGGGGACACAGAGCCAAAGGGACACAGAGCAAAGGGGACACGGAGCAAAGGGGACAUGGAGCAAAGGGGACAUGGAGCCCACGGAAAAGGGGUCACGGUGCAAAAGGGGCACAGAGCCAAAGGGGACACGGUGCAAAAGGGGCACGGUGCAAAAGGGGCACAGAACAAAAGGGACAUGGAGCAAAGGGGACAUGGAGCCCAUGGAAAGGGGCACAGAGCCAAAGGGGACACAGAGCAAAAGGGACAUGGCACAAAAGGAAAAGAGGACAUGGAGCAAAAGGGACACGGUGCUUACAGAAGCAGACACGGAGCCAAAGGAGCCCAGAGCCCACUGAAAGGAGAUAUGGAGAAAAAGGGACACGGAGCCCACGGAAAAGCAAAAGAGACACAGCCUCCACGGAAAGGGGACAUGGAGCAAAAGGGACACUGUGCCCAUGGAAAGGGACACAAAGGGAAAGGGACAUGGCAUUUAUGGAAACGGGACAUGGAGCAAAAGGGACACGGGCCUAUGGGGACACGGGGCAAAAGGGGCACAGAGAAAAAGGGACAUGGAGCAAAGGGGACACGGAGCCCACAGAAAGGGACACAGAGCAAAAGGGACACGACGCAAAAGGAAAAGGGACACGGCACAAAAGGGACACUGUGCCCACGGAAAGGGACAUGGAGGAAAAGGACAUGGAAGAAAAGGGACACUGUGGUCAAGAAAAGGGACACGGCUCAAAAGGGAUAUGACAGAAAAGGGGACACGGAGCCCAUGGAAAGGAGGAUGGAGCAAAAGGGACAUGGCGCAAAAGGAAAAGGGACACAGCGCAAAAAGGACACUGUGGCGAUGGAAAGGGACACGGAGGAAAAGGACACGGAGGAAAAGGGACAUGGAGGAAAAGGGACACAACAGAAAAGGGGGCAUGGAGGAAAAGGACACGGAGAAUAAAGGGACACGGAGGAAAAGGAAAAGGGACACGGCACAAAAGGGACACGAAGGAAAAGGGACACGACAGAAAAGGGGACAUGACAGAAAAGAGGACACGGCACAAAGGGGACACGGCACAAAGGGGACACGGCACAAAGGGGACACGGAGGAAAAGGGACAGGACAGAAAAGGGACACGGCAGCCAGGCAGCAGAAGGAGCCCCGGAGGACGCGGCAGCCGCGCUCCCAGCCCGCUGCCAAAGCCACUCGCUGCCCCCGGUAACGUGGCAGGCGGCACAAACGGAGCAAUUACCAGAAUUUCAUUUUCAUUAACUAAUAAA